Hermetia illucens (black soldier fly) is the source of this 1898-nucleotide messenger RNA. RefSeq names its product facilitated trehalose transporter Tret1. Gene Ontology annotation, cellular component: membrane. The coding region runs from base 461 to 1852 and encodes 463 amino acids. Gene Ontology annotation, molecular function: transmembrane transporter activity. Lineage: Eukaryota; Metazoa; Arthropoda; Insecta; Diptera; Stratiomyidae. The transcript has 6 exons. The record is from RefSeq and is a predicted model, not a curated record. Gene Ontology annotation, biological process: transmembrane transport.
AAACGGCCUGUCUCCAAGAUUCCAUCCGAGACUGUGUGUGCCAAGUAGUAAAUAUAUCUGCAGUAAACAUAUAUUAAAUUUAAAGUCAGAAGAUUUUAACUCAUUUUAAAUUGCCCAGAUUUAGCCUUCGUUUAUUGUCUGACUUCGCUCACGUCUGUUUGAGUAAAUAUCGCUUUUUAGCGACUUGAACCCAUUCACGGGCUUCUAUCUGCCAGUUAGCAUCACUCUCUGAUAGGCUGCAGUGGAGAGAAGUGUUUACCACCUAAGUGAUUACAAUCUAUUAUUUGUGUUAUCAUUUAAUUCACGCUUGACACUGUGAAUCACAGUUGGUUCUGGGCUUAUUUCGCGACUAAAUAUAAUCUGCAAGAUAUUAGAUACUUAAUGUUCUGGAUCGGCUCAGAUGAAGAGUUGAGGUGACACGGUUGAUGGCUAACUGCCCCUUACUUUUAAUUUAUUCAAAAUGUGUGGUCCGAAACCGUACGGGAGCUUCUUCGUAUAUUUUGCAGCCUUCCUUGGAAGUUUCCUGACAAUUAGCUAUGGCUUCAUGUUUGGUAUGACUCCUCCAACACUUCUCCUGUAUAAGUCUGAAUAUACGCCUUUAUCGAAUGGGCCACUUUCAAAUGAUUCAAUUUCAUGGAUCACUACGUAUCUGUGCAUGGGCGCCGCUUUCGGGGCUGUUUUCUUUAAGCAUUUAUCAGAUUGUUUCGGACGACGAGCUACUUUGAUGUUAGCAGGAAUAAUACAAAAUCUUGGCUGGUUUGGUGCUGCAUUUGGCUACAACUUCACACACAUCUGCAUAUCAAGGCUCAUAGUUGGAUUAUCUGGAGGCUGUGCAUUAACUGUACUCCCCCUAUUUCUCAUAGAAAUUUCCAAGACAAAACACAUUGAAGGUGCCUACAUUACUACGUACAUUUUCCAAGGAUUUGGAAUUAUGUUUGGAUAUAUCUUCGGUACAUUCGCUGAUGUCAUAGUGACGGCAAUAGCUGGACUGGUUAUUUCCGUUCUAUUCUCACUGUGCUUUCCCUUCGUACAAGAAAGUCCUUAUCACUACCUGAAGAAAAACGACAUGACAAUGCUGGAGAAGUCAGUAAGAUACUUUCGAGCUAUUCGGGACUUAGAUCAAAGAUCGCUUCCUGAAUUUCUAGCUGAAGUUGAUAAAUUUAGACAGAAUAGAAAAUUAAUGAAUGGAAAUUCCGUGCCCAAGAAGAACGGAGUGGAAAAUCGAGUCGUAUAUGACGAUGGAAGUAGUCCAAGAAAAGUUAAAUCAUUCGUAUCCUGCCUGAUCCUUGUGAUAACUUCACAACUAUGCGGUUUACUAACAAUUUUAAAUUAUUCGUCAUUUAUUUUCGGAAGUGUAGGAUCUGCGCUGCCAGUGUAUGUAUCCUCCAUAUUGCUGGGAGCUGCCACAUUCGUAGGAGGACUUUUAUCUAUACUCAUUGCAACGUGUUCAUGGAGAAAGUUCAUCAUCUCAGCAUUUUCGCUACUCAUUGGGUUUUGCUUAGCAACGAUAGGAUGUUUUGUCUACACGGAAGGAUGGACCGUCAGUAGCGUCGAUAUGAACUGGGUGCCACUUGUUUGUCUGGUUUUAUAUGUUUUGCUCACGAGUGCUAGUAUUUAUCCAAUGACGUUCAUAGUUAUCGCCGAAGUGUUCUCCCACAAGAUGGCCGACAUGGUUGGAUCCUUUUAUUAUCUUCUUCAUUGGGUACUUGGACUACUCCUCAUAAAGUUCCACUUCUGCAUUGUUGAUUGCAUUGGAUUGGACAUCUACUUCUGGAUUUUCUCUAGUUUUUGUAUAUUUCAAUCUGUAGUCUUAGUUUUUAUAUUGCCGAAAAAGCCGCAAAGAAAUCUGUGAUUAAUGUAUACUGCCUUAGUACAAAAUAAAAGUCAAUGAAUUCUAA